Messenger RNA from Lathyrus sativus (Indian pea), 738 nucleotides. The record is from the annotation of a GenBank genome assembly. NCBI's taxonomy places the organism in Eukaryota, Viridiplantae, Streptophyta, Magnoliopsida, Fabales, Fabaceae.
AUGUGGCCACAGUGGAUAAAAUCACAGCGCCACCGCCGCGAUUCUCCGCCACUGACACGUUCACUCUCUCUAUCUCGCUCCGUCGAUUUCUCUUGUUCAUCUUUCAAAGACGUUCAAACUAUUCUCAAAGAUACACCGGAGCCAGAACCAAAUAGUCCGAAAUCUCCUUCGCUCUUCCGUCGGAUCCGAAUCUCGACCUCCGUCCUCCGCGCCUUGGCCGCCUCUCACACCGCUCCCCCUCCGCCUCCCAAACUCGAACGAUCUCCGUGCCUGGACCAGCGUAUAGUCGUCUACUACACCAGCCUCCGCAUCGUCCGCCGGACCUUCGAAGACUGCCGCGCCGUCAGAUCGAUUCUCCGAUGCUUCCGCGCCGCAAUCGACGAACGCGACGUUUCUAUCGACGAUCGGUUCCGCGACGAGCUCCACGAGAUUCUAGGUCGGAAAAAUGUGACACUCCCUAGGGUUUUCAUCGGCGGAGUUUACAUCGGCGGCGUAGAGGAGGUUAAACAAAUGCUCGAUAACGGUAAAUUAAAUCGUUUGAUCGAACGGUUACCAAAGAGUAAUCAGAUUGGUUGUGAUUGCUGUGGAGGGUUCAGAUUCGUAAUGUGUGAUGAGUGUAACGGAAGUCACAAAGUGUUUACGGAGAAAAGUGGUUUUAGAAGCUGUUCAUCUUGCAAUUCUAACGGACUGAUUAGGUGCCCAGCAUGUUUCUUCGUGCUGCCGCGACACACCAGAUAG